AUGGCAGAAGGGGGAUCUCAUUAUUGUUCUAAGAAGACUGAUGAUAUUUGUGAGGAGAAUUUAAAUUUUUUCACUAUUAAUCUCUUGAGGUGGUGCGAUGACAUACCUUCAAUCCUCCAUCUUCGGUUGAAGAACUAUUUGUAUUCAUUCGAGUUUCUUGUCGAUAAUAAUAGCUGGAGAGCUUCGAUUCACAGAUAUCAAUCUGGGAAGACGAAGUAUGCACAUUAUCGGCAAUCUGACGACAUUUUGGCAGAUGCAGGGUGGCAUUGUAGCUUUUGCUUCCGACGCAUUAAGGAGUUCAUUUUCAAGAUGAAAGCAUACAGUCAUGUGGAUCGUGUCAGGUUUUCUCAUUAUAUGAAUCCUAGAAGAAUCCAAAGAGUAAUCUGCCGAGGGGCUGAUUUAUUCGAUAUGCUACCUGAAGAAUACACCUUUAAAGAAAUCAUCGGGAAAAUGGGGCCGAUUCCCCAUUCAUACUCAGCCGUGCAUCUCCCUGCAUAUCUUUUACGAAGUCCUGAAGAAUAUAAAUUUCUCUUGCCCGGGAAUUGCAUACGAGAAAGUGGCUGAAUUAAUAGAUCCCAUAGGCUUCCUUUUCAUGAAGGUAGAGUCCCCAGCUGAGGAGGAUUUCAAUCACCAAUUGUUGACUGAGGUGUGCUGCUUUUAUAAUCAUGCUACAUGUCCAGUCAUAGUUAUAUCAUUCUUUUACAAAUGUUUUGGAGGAAAAAAUGGAUGUAUUCUUGGAUUUCUUGAGUGUAUUUUUGUAUAUAACUCUAUAUAGAGCUGGUUUUCAGGCGGAAUGGAUAGUAUUUAGUUACUACGAGAGAGUUUAACAACAGAAUUGCACUUGGAGGGUUGUGUAUUAAUUUGCAUUGAUGUGAUAUUAUCUGCGAAUUUCAUGCCCCAAAAGACUCACUGUGGUUUCUUGGAUAUCUUCAUGUUAAGCAAUUUUGAUGUGGGACUAAUUUAUUCAUAUUCUGUU
Molecule: messenger RNA, 976 nt
Organism: Olea europaea var. sylvestris
Lineage: Eukaryota; Viridiplantae; Streptophyta; Magnoliopsida; Lamiales; Oleaceae
Exons: 2
Coding region: 1-564 (187 amino acids)
Biological process (GO): protein N-linked glycosylation; N-acetylglucosamine metabolic process
Cellular component (GO): membrane
Molecular function (GO): beta-1,4-mannosylglycoprotein 4-beta-N-acetylglucosaminyltransferase activity
Source: RefSeq, a predicted model, not a curated record